Cydia amplana is the source of this 3085-nucleotide messenger RNA. Its product is annotated as aminopeptidase N-like. The transcript is spliced from 19 exons. The record is from RefSeq and is a predicted model, not a curated record. Bases 97 to 3027 code for a protein of 976 amino acids. Gene Ontology annotation, cellular component: cytoplasm. Gene Ontology annotation, molecular function: metalloaminopeptidase activity; zinc ion binding; peptide binding. Gene Ontology annotation, biological process: proteolysis; peptide catabolic process. NCBI's taxonomy places the organism in Eukaryota, Metazoa, Arthropoda, Insecta, Lepidoptera, Tortricidae.
AAUAAUCAACAAAAGCCUACUUGAUUUGAAUAUAAGCUUUUAUUGAAGUUCUAUGCUUUGUGUAAGUAAAUUAUAUUCGUUGAAUAUGUAAUUUCUAUGGCCAUAUAUGAGGCCACAAUGCUCCGCCUGGCCUGUCUCCUGUCGGUGCUCCAGCUGGCCCUGAGCGCCGAAUACCUGCUCCCUGGUGACAUAGUACCGCACCACUACGACCUAUCCCUACUGUACGAUGUCGACCCAGCUACUAACUAUAGCUUCUUCGGCAACGUGGAUAUACUGCUUCAAGCCAACGCCAAAACCUCAAAGAUCGUCCUCCACGCCAAAGACUUCGACAUAGAUCAAGACAAAGUCACCCUAACCAGCGACGGAGACUCCAUAGACGUCACCAAAGUCCAACUGAACGAUACCUUCAACCUGUUGACCAUUGAGUUGGCCAAACAGUUGGAUGCUGGGAAGAAUUAUACGUUGACAAUCCCGUAUUCUGGGAACCUUGUCAGCGGGUUGGAUGGAGCUUAUAUAAGUAAUUAUGUUGAUAAGAAGACUAGGAAUGAUGAGCACUUGGUGGCGACGCAGUUCGAGUCCAUCUCGGCCCGCAAAGCGUUCCCGUGCUUCGAUGAGCCGAUGUACAAGGCCUCCUACAAGGUGACCAUCGGCCACCAUCGAGCUUACACCGCCAUCGCCAACAUGCCGGUUGAAAGCUCUUCAGAUAUCAAUGCCUUAGAGAGUCGAUGGCCUUGGACAACAAUUGCCAAGAAAUUCAAAAAACCCCAAGACCAAUUCGUGUGGGACCACUUCGGCAACUCUGUCCCAAUGUCCACGUACCUAGUGGCAUGGGUGGUCUCCAAGUUUGCCCACGUGGUCAGUCCCGCAGACCUGUCCAAGACCAAGUUCAGGAUCUGGGCUAGAGGAGACGCUAUUGAACAGACGGAGUACGCCUCAACAGUAGGCCCCAAAGUCCUCACCCACUUCGAGUCUUGGUUCGGGGUGCCUUUCCCCCUGCCCAAGCAGGAUAUGGUGGCUAUUCCUGACUUCGCGGCCGGGGCCAUGGAGAACUGGGGGCUCAUCACGUACAGGGAAACUGCGCUGCUGUAUGACAAGGAGCAGUCUUCUUUCUUGAACAAGGAACGUGUUGCUGAGGUGAUAGCCCACGAGCUAGCCCACCAAUGGUUUGGCAACCUGGUCACCAUGAAGUGGUGGUCGGACUUAUGGCUGAACGAGGGUUUCGCCACGUUCGUCGCCUCCAUCGGGGUGGCGGCUGUGGAGCCAGAUUGGAAAGCUGAAAGAGCAUACGCUGUGGAUAACCUCAUGUCUGUGCUGAGCCUAGACGCACUAGAAUCCAGUCACCCGGUAUCCGUCCCCAUCGACGAUCCAAAGCGCAUCGCAGAAAUCUUCGAUGAGAUCUCUUACCGAAAGGGAUCCUCCCUGAUCCGCAUGAUGACCAUGUUCCUUGGAGAGGAAGUCUUCAGGAAAGCCAUUAACAACUACCUCGUAAAAUACUCUUACCACAACGCCGAGCAAGACGACCUCUGGGCCGAGCUGACGGCCGUCAACCAGCAGUACGGGGGGCUGUCACGUAACGUGACCGUCAAGACCGUCAUGGACACGUGGACCAAGCAGACGGGGUACCCGCUAGUCACGGUCACCAGGGACUACAGUGACGGCACACUGUCUAUUACACAGAAACGCUACCUUGCUGUCGGCAACAAGGUCUCCGAGGCCCAGCCCUCCUGGUGGGUACCCCUCAACGUGCUGUGUCAGAACGAAGUGGGUCAGAAACCGGAGCCGGUAGAGUGGCUAGCUGCUGACGAGGGUUUGCUGACGGGGCAUCGGUACAAGCACGGCUCGGGAGCCGGCGAGUGGGUGCUGUUCAACGCUGACAUGAUUGCCCCAUACCGAGUGAACUACGACGCUGACAACUGGCGACUCCUCUCCAAGACCCUGAACAGCGAGAACUACGCCAGCAUCCCGGUGCUGAGUCGAGUACAGCUCAUGACGGACUCGUUGGAGCUCGCCUGGACUAAUGUGCUGGAUUACGAACAUGCUUUGCAAAUGGUGAAAUACCUGAACCGCGAGGCCGACUACUUGCCCCUCUCUACCGGCCUCCGCGGCCUCAGCAAGAUUGAGAACGUGAUCAAGCGCAGUCCAGAGUUCGGGGCGUUCCAGAAGUUCAUGAGGGGACUCGUGGCUGAGAAUUAUGAGCGAGCCGGCGGGCUUUCGAAGAAGGCUAUUCUGAAUGGGGAUCAGCUGAACAGCGUCAAAUUACAGGUGCUGACGAGCUCAUGGGCGUGCAGGAUGAAGGUCCCUGGCUGCGAGGAAAAUGCCAUCGAGCUAUUCCAGCGGUGGAUGUCAUCUGACACACCCGACGAAGAUAACCCAAUCCCACUGGACCUCCGCCGUACAGUAUACUGCGUGGGCAUAUACCGCGGCAGCGUGGUGGAGUGGCGGUUCCUGCUGGAACGCAAACGGCAUUCCAACGUGGCCUCACAUUCCGAUGACAUUCUGCAAGCGCUGGCUUGCACCAGGGAGAUCUGGAUCCUUAACCAAUACCUGGAAUGGGCGAUCACGGAUGGCUCGGAAGUCCGUAAGCAGGAUUCCAUCGGCGUCAUCAGUGCGGUCACUCGCUCCACCGUCGGUUACUACGUGGCUAGGGACUUCAUCUACAACCGCAUUGGUGAUAUUGAGAAGAGGUUCCGUGGCUCAGAGACCAGAAUCGGAAGGAUUAUGAGGACUCUUCUGGAACAAUUCACGACGCUAAAGGAAUUGGAAGAGUUCGAAGCCUGGGCAGCCGAACACAGCAAGGCGCUCGAAGGCGCCAAGCUGGCCGUGAAGCAAGGCAUCGAGAAAGCCCGCGUCAACAUCGACUGGAUCGCCAAGAACAAGGAACAGGUCAUCAGCCUGAUGCGACUAGCCGCCACAAAUGAAAACCUACUAGAAUGGUGGAAGAACUUUUUCAAAAGUAACGGCGGGAGUGUCGCUAAGGUUUUCACAAGGACAGUCAUAAUGUGUGUUAUUGCGCUUCUUGUACUAUGACAAAUAAGUUUUGAGUAAGGUUUAUUGAAGAAUUUAUUUAUGAGCCUAAUAUAAUGAC